Cyprinus carpio (common carp) is the source of this 1445-nucleotide messenger RNA. Its product is annotated as carcinoembryonic antigen-related cell adhesion molecule 5-like. Bases 1 to 1023 code for a protein of 340 amino acids. The record is from RefSeq and is a predicted model, not a curated record. NCBI's taxonomy places the organism in Eukaryota, Metazoa, Chordata, Actinopteri, Cypriniformes, Cyprinidae. Gene Ontology annotation, molecular function: transmembrane signaling receptor activity. The transcript has 5 exons. Gene Ontology annotation, biological process: cell surface receptor signaling pathway.
AUGUUGACAUCACCAUCGUGCAGAGCCGUGUUUGACUGCCCUGACACCGGCACAGUGAAGAUCACUUGCAAGAACGGCAUUCUUCCAGAGAGACCUAAACCUCUUCUGACUGUUAAGCCUGAACCAUCACAGAUAUUCAUUGGAGAUACAGUCACUCUCACAUGUGACAUACAGGGUGAAGGUUGGACAUACACAUGGCAGUGUGGAGGUAGAGAGCAGGCCUCUAAGGAGAAAGAGUUCAACAUCACUCUAGUGUCCAAACAGAAAUGCAAGUGUUGUGGCAAGAGACAAUCAGACACCUCUGAAUGGAGUGAUGAAGUGACGCUGACUGUGCUGUACAAACCCAAAGUAACUGUAAAGCCCCAGAGUUCAGUGUUCACUGGAGACACAGUUACUCUGAGCUGUGAUGUGGGACAGUCAACUGGAUGGACAAUUUUCUGGUUCAAAGACUUCAAGAUAAUAAAAACUGGUGAUGAAAAGGAAAUACUGAGUAAUGUGAGUAUCUCUAAUGGAGGACAGUAUGCAUGCAGUGCACGAAAAGGAAAGUACUUCACAAUUCAAAGUCAAAGAGUUGUGGUAACAGUAAGGGAGAGACCCAAGCCUGCAGUGCGAGUUCAGCCUGAUGGACGUGUGUCCAGAGAACAGAUGGUCACUCUCACAUGUGACAUACAGGAGACAGACGUCAGCAGCUGGAUCUACAGCUGGAAUAAAGAUGAUUCAGAGAUUCAUGUCAGUCAGUCACAGGAAUACAGAAUCAAUUCAGUUAAUGAAUCUCACACGGGUAAUUACAGCUGUACUGGAAACGAGACCCAAGGAUCACGAUACUCACACACCAGUGAUAAAGUUACACUGACCGUAUCAGCUCCAUCAACAGUUCUCAAACUGCUCAGUUUUCUGCUGGCAGCUACUCCAUAUCUGCUUGUGUCCAUCAUACUGGGAGUCAAAUGCUACAAAGCUCAUGGUGAGAUCCCUCUCUUUCUCAUCUGUUCUGCUAUAGAUGGGUUUAUGAUCUAUCGUUGUUAACUUUUAUAAAAAGGUCACUUAUUCCAAGUUUGGGUGUUUUACAGUUCAAACUGAUGAGACUGAUCAGUAUGCUGUUACAGAGGAGUAAAGGUCUACAGCUGUGAUGAAUGAAUGCCAACAGUAUUCAGUUUUUCUGUUUAGCAGUAUUAUUGGGUCUGAAUUAGACAAUAAUCUCUAAAUUCAAAUUAACUCUGCUUGAAUCACAUUGGUUUACUCUUUUAAAUCUUUGCAUUACACACUGUAAAACUUCUAAGCCAAAUUCUAACAGAAACAUAGCAUUAAAAACAAUGCAUUGCAUCUUGUUUCCUUGUGUCAAAACUACUGCAUUGAACAUGCCUGUCUGAGUGCCUUUUAUUUUUUUUUAAUAAUGCAAUAUGAUUUGAGAUUCUAGUUCUUAAUAAGCCUCUUUUGGAAUCAUCCUU